Messenger RNA from Salvia splendens (bonfire salvia), 2085 nucleotides. RefSeq names its product ferric reduction oxidase 2-like. The coding region runs from base 1 to 2085 and encodes 694 amino acids. Lineage: Eukaryota; Viridiplantae; Streptophyta; Magnoliopsida; Lamiales; Lamiaceae. Gene Ontology annotation, molecular function: ferric-chelate reductase activity. The transcript is spliced from 8 exons. Gene Ontology annotation, cellular component: plasma membrane. The record is from RefSeq and is a predicted model, not a curated record.
AUGGCUAUCCGGCCGGCGAUAGCGGCGUUGGCGGUGGCUGUGUUUGGCGGUUACCUGGUUUUGCUGGUGGGGAUGCCCACAAACGCCUAUAAAGUGACGUGGCUGCCGGUGCUCCGAGCUAAAACCACCACCACUUACUUCGGAACUAACCAAGGUGCAACUUUCUUGGUGUUCACAUCUCCACUUCUAUUAAUUGCACUAUUGGGAUGUGUGUAUCUCCAUUUAGGCAAAAAAUCGGAAAUUAACAAUAUUAAGAGUGGAGAUGGAGAGAAUCGGCUAGAGAUAUGGAAGAGGCCAAUGAUCAUUAAAGGCCUAGGAAUUGUUUCCAGAAUAGAGCUUGCUUUUUUCCUCAUGUUUAUUGCUCUUCUUGUUUGGAAUUUGGCUACUUAUUUCCACAAUGAUUUUGCCCGAAUUACCACCAAGUCCGCUGCACUAGAUGGUGAAAAAGUGUGGGAGGCUAAGCUGGACAUGGCGGCGCUCCGGCUGGGACUGGUCGGAAACAUAGCGCUGACCUUCCUAUUCUUCCCGGUGACACGUGGAUCAUCGGUGCUCCAGUUUUUAGGCCUAACAUCGGAGGCUAGUGUGAAAUACCACAUAUGGCUAGGCCACAUUGUCAUGACCUUCUUCACUGCCCAUGGCCUUUCUUACAUCAUCUUUUGGGUUUCCACUCAUCAACUAUCUCAGAUGGUGGAAUGGAAGAAUACAGGAGUCUCAAACUUAGCAGGAGAGAUAUCUUUGCUAGCUGGACUAUUCCUAUGGGUGACAACAUAUCCAAGGAUUAGAAGAAGAAUGUUUGAGCUCUUCUUCUACACUCAUCAUCUCUACAUUCUAUUCGUCUUCUUCUUUGUUCUUCACGUUGGCAUCAGCUACGCCUCCAUCAUGCUCCCCGGCUUCUUCCUCUUCAUCGUAGACCGAUACCUCAGGUUAAUGCAGUCCAGGCGACACGUCCACCUCGUCUCCGCUAGGGUUCUUCCAUGCCACACUGUUGAGCUUAACUUCUCCAAGAGCAAAGGUUUGAAUUACAGUCCAACUAGUAUCAUGUUUGUGAAUGUGGCCAGCAUUUCUAAGCUGCAAUGGCAUCCAUUCACUAUUAGUUCAAGUAGUAGUUUGGAGAGUGAUACAAUAAGUGUGAUCAUCAAAGGGGAAGGAAAAUGGACCAGUAAACUCAAUGACUUGGUUGCUUCCCCCUCUCCACCCCCUCGUCUAGAUGUCUCCAUCGAAGGCCCUUACGGACCUGCCUCAACCGAUUUCCUAAGGCACGACCUUCUGGUGAUGGUAAGCGGGGGAAGCGGCGUGACGCCCUUCAUCUCCAUCAUCCGCGACCUCAUCCACACGGCCGAAACCCUAAAAAACCAAACCCCGCAAAUCCUCCUCAUCACCGCCUUCAAAAACUCAACAGACCUCACCAUACUCGACCUCAUCCUCCCCAUCUCCGGCACCCCCUUCCCCAACCUAAACCUCCAAAUCGAGGCCUACGUCACAAGAGAGAAGCAGCAGCCACAACAGGAGAAGAAAUCCACCCGCACCGUCUGGUUCAAGCCCGGCCCGGCCGACGCGCCCCUCGCCGCAACCCUAGGCAACGACAACAAGUGGCUGUGGCUCGGCGCCGUCAUCGCGGGAUCAUUCAUCAUCUACCUCGUCUCGAUUGGGAUCCUGACGAGGUACUACAUAUACCCUAUCGAUCGGAACACGAAUGCGAUAUUCUCCUCCGCCGCGAGAGGCGCGCUCCACGCGCUGUUCAUCUGCGGCGCGGUGGUAGUGGCGGCGACGGCGGGGUUCGUGUGGAGCAAGGAGCGGGGGGCAAAGGAGACCACGCAGAUCCAGAGCAUGGAGACGCCGACCGCGUCACCGUGUUACGUGGGUGGGAGGGAGAUGGAAAGCUUGCCACAGCAGUCGCUCGCGGAGUCGAUCAACGUGUAUUAUGGAGAAAGGCCCGACCUCAAGAGAUAUUUGUUUGAGCGGAAGGAAUCAAGCGUUGGAGUGCUGGUUUGUGGGCCGAAGAAGCUGCGGCAUCAAGUUGCCAACAUAUGUUCUUCGGGCUUGGCGGAAAAUCUGCAUUUUGAGUCCAUCAGUUUUAGUUGGUGA